GAACAUUCCAGAAAUACACCAUAAACAUCGGCUGGAGGGACGCAGAGCAGCAGAAGUCUCCGAGCAGAGGAUUGUCAACAGAGGAGUCACGGUCAGCAAGAGUGUUAACAGCUCCUUCUACUGAUGAAAAUAUUUCAACGAGUCUCUUCAGUCCUUAGCACGUUUAACAAGGAGGGAGUCUCCUCUCUGAUAGGGUCUGUCUGCACCUACAACCAGAAGAUAGAACAAUCAAAUCCCAGAGGCUGCUGUUGAGCUCUUCAGAAAGGCUACUACAGUCAAUCGAACAACUGACCCCACGCAGUCGCUGUCCCGUUCGGUGCUGGGGCCAACAUGGCGGCCUCCAGUGUGACCAUGUCCAGUUCGAGAGCCCCGACCCUCGGCUUUGAGGACUACAGCCUUUACAGCGGCCUGUCGGAGGACGAGCUGAUCGCGAUGGCCAUCGAGCACAGCCUGGCCGAAGCCCACGCAUCCGGCGCUCAGUCCGCGGCCGCGAAGGCGCCCGCCCUGCAGGUCCGUCAGAAUCCGGCCGCCCAGAACCCGGGGCGUCAGAAUCCGGUCCGUCAGAAUUUGUUCGCCCGGCGCACGUUCCCUCCACGCGAGCAGAACGUGCCCCCACCGGCCAACCCGCCCAGUGAGAAGGCGUAUGAUAAAAUGGGUACCAUCGAGGCCCACUUCGUCACUGGCAGUGGGAAGCGCAUGGUCCGGUGGCGAAAAUAUGAUGGAAGUCUACACGUUUCACCAGAACCUGUGGAAGAAAUAAACCCUUUGUGCCGCGCCGUCUGGGAGGGCAAUGUGAAGGUGGUGAGAGAACUGGUGAAGAAGUCCCCAAAAAGUAUAACCGAGCCCUACAGAGAAGGGUGGAUAGCCUUGCAUGAAGCAGCGUACUACGGCCAAGAGGAGUGCCUCCAGAUCCUGCUGAGGGCCCGCCCAGAGAUGAUAAACAUACGCAGUGACAAAAACCACACUCCCCUAUUCCUGGCUGUGAGCCGCAGCCAAGUGGCCUGUGUUCAGUUCCUGCUGGAAAAUGGAGGGGACCCUAACAUACCCAGCUCUGCCAAAGAAACUCCCCUCCUUAAAGCUUGUGAGCGAGAGAACGCGGCAAUUGUGGCAGCGCUCCUUAACCAUGGAGCCCAGGCGAAUAAGAUCUGCGUCCAGGGCUGGACAGCCCUGCACGAGGCCGUGUGCCGCAACAACGUGGAGAUCUGCGAGAUGCUGGUGAGAGCUGGCGCCAAGAUCAACGCCCGCAACAUGUACGGCAUUAGCCCGCUCUUCUCGGCGGCCCAAAGUGGACAAGUGGACACCCUGCGCUUCUUAAUCAAAAACGAUGCGGAUAUAAACAGCCAGGCCAAUGACGGGGCUACAGCUCUGUACGAGGCCAGUAAGAAUGGCCAUGAAGAGAUUGUGGAGCUCCUUCUGUCUCAGAACGCCGACGCCAACAGAGCAGCUAAAUCUGGGUUCCUGCCCCUGCACAUCGCAGCCCAGCGUGGAAAUGAGGGAAAAAGGCUCCUCUACAAAAUGACCGACCCCUACAAUUAUGAGAGUUCAGUUAAAAUUGUGUCCCUGCUCAUCCCCGUCACCAGCAAAGCCCGCGUACGCCGCAGUGGCAUCAGCCCCCUCCACCUGGCCGCUGAACGCAAUAAGAACGACGUCCUGGAGGUCCUGAUCGAUGCCGGCUAUGAUGUCAACGCCACGCUGUCACUUGACCACUCCAAGAUGUAUGAAGACCGCCGGAGCACGAGCCUCUACUUUGCGGUCUUGAACAACAACAUCGACGCCACCACCAUGCUCCUGGACGCAGGCGCUAACCCCAACCUGGACACCUUCAGCCCGCUGCUCGUGGCGCUGAGGCAGGGCUGCAUCCAGACCGUCACCCUCCUGGUGGACCAUGGCGCCAAUGUCAACGCCAGUGUCUCCACCCACCCCACUUCUUUCCCUGGCACCGUCAUGUUCUGCAUGAAGUACCUCUCCCUGCUCAAGUACCUGAUGGACAAUGGUUGUGAUGCCCUGUCCUGCUUUCAGUGUUAUUAUGGCAGCAACCCCCACCCACCCAUCAAGACAACACGCAGGAGGGACAGCCUGGAUGACAGAAGUGAAGAGGCUCCCAAAAUACCUGUCCAGUUCUGCGAGAUGAUUUCAGCAGAGCGGAACUCUCGCUGGGCGGGACCUAUUAUUGACGUACUGCUUGACUACGUUGGGAAUGUGCAGCUCUGUGCCAGACUCAUCGAACAUCUGGACAGCUACGAGGACUGGGCAGGCAUCAAGGAGAAAUCCGUGCCACCCCGUCCGCUAAUGCAGCUGUGCAGAAUUAGGAUCUGCAGUCUGGUGGGAAGAACGAGACUGAGGCGUCUGAACACUCUGCCGCUCCCAGGACGACUAAUCAAGUACCUGAAACACGAAGAGCGAAUACGAGAAGUUGACCUUUGACCUGUGGCUUGUCUGUUUAAUUGUCUGGGCUCAUUUUGCACAAAUGUCUUGGUAUGUAUUCCUGACAUCACACAAAGCCCAGUGACGUAUAUGUGAUGGCAAAUAUCUUUGCCUUGACAAGAUUUCUGAACACAUCCUUUUUGAUAAAUUUUGUGGUGCGCCCAUACAGAUGCAAAUGCAGGCGAACACACACGCAGACACGCAAGCACACACACACGCGCACGCACACAUGCUUAAUAAAAUGACAAAAAAUGUGCUCCUUUUGAUAGCAUGCAUGAUACGACCAUCAUGAAUAAUGUCAAAUGAAACUUCACUGUGAAAAUCUUUGUAGUGCAAGUCAGGAUUUAUAUGAUUUUAGUUUUUGACCAUUUUCUCUGGGAACAUUGAUAUAAGGAGAAAUUUGUAAAACUGAGUGGAUUUUGUGAAUUUAAUAUUUCUUUAGCCAAAGAAGGUUCUUGAACCUCCCAUGGUCAAACCUACUUCUGAAAAGAGCAUAGAUGCGAUGCACAGAUUUAUAUUCUAAACACCUUCCAUCACUCAUAAAUAACACAUAGUGUAUCAAUUCCUGUAAUAGUAUAUGAACACUAUAUUCACAAACAGAUCUUGCUUCACUAGACUGGGGACAUAAGGUACCUGACCGUAAAGGUACUUGCAUUUCGUUUUGCACAUAAUUAUUAUCCAAAUAAUUACAGUGCAUGGUGUGCUAUUAUUAAAAAAAGUAAAAUAAAUAAAUAAACUAUUAUGCUUUGUAGGGAAUAUACCUCUACUAAUUAUAGAAUAGUGAGGAUAGAUAAUUAAAAUAUGUACGUUUUAACAAUCCUCACCUUUUGCUUCAGUUUGCACCAAUUGUGUAGGUGUAGCAGUAUAACCGCAAUAAGUAAUCAGUCUCAUGAAAUUACUACUGUCUAAAAUAUCUAACCAUAAAUUUUGAAUUUUAAUUAUUGAUUAAAAUUGCCAAUAUUAAUGAUCAAGUAAUUAAAAUUUAAGAUUUAAUAGAUAACCUAAAGGAAGGAAAGAGUUCUUGGAAAUGUUCAUGUAACAUCAAAACAGACACCAGGUUUAAUAAUAUCAUUAGUUCAACAAACAUACAAAAAUGCAGAACACACACAGACUUAUCUAAUCGGGAAAGUUAAGUUGAAGAAGGUAGGAGAGUUUGUAUUUGAGCUUGCAUGCGUGUGUGCACGUGCACACAUACCCUUUGUCUGAAUAGAAGAGAGAGACGAAUUUGAGAGAGGCGUGGCUGAAUAACUUCAUUUAACAACAAAAGAGUUUCACUCCUGGUAGUGCCAAAGCGGAACUCAUAAGUAAUAUGUGCACCUAGGCUGGUUAUUCGCCCACUGCCGACUAUACUGAGAUUGUUAGCUUGUCAGUCAAAGAGUUCAAGUAAAACGAGUUGGCCAAGAGAAAAUAGCGAUCACGUGUGGAUCUAUCUAUCGAACCGAUUCACGUAAUGACACAGCUGAAAGAACUCAUUCAAAUUAUCAGAGAGAAUAAAGAAAAGACAAAUUUAAACACACCGAAUUAGAUUAAUGUCAGUUAAGGCUAAGCUAAACUCUAGCUACUGCCUGGGAUGUGUAGUCAGUCUUACUGAGGUCCCUCCACGUGCGUUGUUGUCUCCAGUGGACACUGUUGAGUCCUGGGAGAGUAUGAUGGUGGAAUCAAGACUGUGGAGGUUAGUCUGAGGUCCUUUUCCUUAUGUAGGACAAUGUCUUGUCCAGUCGGUCUAAAGAUUUUGGCUUGAACAGUUUGUUUGCUACUUUUUAUAAAGUUUGUUUUCCCGUGGGUUUCACACAAGGUUCCACGCGGGUUGAACUACCUACACUGUAAAGUGAGCUAAAUCGGCAGUACCUAUUUACUGUGGAGAACGACCUUAUCUGUUUUGUUCAGAUAAGUCUCUGUAUCGAUAACAGAAAAUCUAGGCAUUCUGCGAGCCUUGGAAUUUUGCAGAGUUUCACAGAAUUGUGAAAUCCCUGGAGAUAGUUAGGUCCUUGGAAGCUUCACAAUGUGAGAGCUCCAAGGACAAUGUUCGAGCGCCUGUCCUGAGAGGGCAGGAAGAAGACCAAUAGGAGUGGCCGCUUACUUUUAUAGGUUUUAUGACCAGUCACAUGUUUGUGGCGUUACGGGAUUGGUUCACUCUAACCAGAUGCCAUGCAGAUGUCAUGGUAUUGUUGACAUCACUUGUGUUUCCUGUAGAUAUGUUGUUUCUACAGCUUUCAUAAAAAUAGAAAAGAGAACUAAUCAAGCUAUUUAAAAAGAAUUGUGAAAGUUAACCAUCUUUUAAAAAUUUUAGUCAUCAGAAAGGCUGUGAGGUGAAUUCAUUACAUACGAUACCCACAGCUGUAUCAUGAAAAAAAUAAGCCUGCCUGUCGUUGCUUGCUCCGUAGUUCCUCCCAACAGAGGACACAAGGAAAUGGUGCAAGGAAAAAAUGGGCAGAGGAAUGACACAAACAUUGGAAAAGUGGAACAUUCUUGCCCUUUCAAGCGUCAGUUUGAAGCCACAUCAGUUACAGAUGUGGCAGAAGUGGAGUGGUGGAUCCACCGGUCGAUCACGUGUACCAAAAAAUACUUCUGCAAAAGAUGCGCUUGUGUAUCCUUGCUGAAGCAUCCUCCGGUAGCCUCCUUGCUCCUCCAAGGAGCAAUUACCAAAUUGGAAUGUCCUUACCAGUAGUGAUCUUACUUUUAAACUGAUCAUUAGUCUCCCAAAGUCAGGAUACCCAAGAGAUCAGAUUGUCCCUGUUGCCACACUGUUCAAGAGAAGAGCACUCUGGUUAAAACUGUAGAAUGUAUGUGAUUAUAGUUCUCUGAGAGGAAUCACAGAGCUUUUGCAAACCUGUUUUCCAGGGUAUUUGUUAUAUUGGUGCUUUACACGAUGGUCCUCCAAGAUUCAUGUAUCUUCAAGUUUACUUGUUAGAUGCUAGACUUCUUAAGUGAAUACUGUAUGGGAAACCAGGCAGGUUACACUGUUGCUGCUGGAAAUCAUAAUCGGGGAUGUUAAAUUGUAAUAUUUUUUAAAUAUGGAAUAAAACACUUGCGAUAUUUUAAAAUGCAUAAACAAAAAUAUUUUGUAAAUGCUGCUGCCUCUCUGGCAUGUUAAUGUAUGUUUUAUAUAAAUAUAUUUUCUAUUGGUUGUGGGAAGUGUGAUAUUUCUUGCGGAACUACUGUACACUUUAGAUUUUAAUUUUAUGUUAUAAUUUUUGAUUAGUGCAUUCUGUUUAAUGUUUUUCUUUUUUGGAAAUGCUGAUAAAACAUGGUUACAGAAAAUGUAAAUCCCAAUAAGAUUUGCAAGGCAGGGCAGUUUAUACAAGUUUCACUCUUUCUGGGUCCCAUUCAUUUCUUACCUCUCCUCCCCAGAUUCAACAGGGGACGGCGUGUAGCACAGUGGGUAAGGAACUGGACUUGUAACCGAAAGGUCGCAGGUUCGAUUCCCAGGUAGGACACUGCCGUUGUACCCUUGAGCAAGGUACUUAACCAAAAUUGCUUCAGUAUAUUUCCAGCUGUAUAUAUGGAUGCUACGUAAAAGUUGUGUAAGUCGCUCUGGAUAAGAGUGUCUGCUAAAUGCCUGUAAUGUAACAGAGUUUGCUCCAUUUGUAUCCCUGUACGGCUAGGCCAAGUGUAAUUGGAUGCCUUAAAUUUGUAUGUCAAAAUCAACUCCAUGACAUUUUCAGUGCUAUCAAUAUCUGUCUUUUGCCCUUUUCUCCCUCUUUCAUUCAUUUAUUUACUUUCUUUUAUUAAUUAAUCUUUUUUCACUCCAGGGGGGAGGAGGAUGGAAACAUAAGGGUGGGUAGGUGGGUCUGGAUAGGUUGAUGUUAUAUUUAUCAGCUGCAAGUCAGUUUCUUUCUUCCUCUUUUUAUUUAUUUAUUUAUUUAUUUUUUGUUGUUUUUUUUUUUUUUGGUGCUCUGUGCAUUUUGUGAAGCUCCAUGAAAUGUGCUGUAUUUCUGUAAAGAAUACACAUGGAAAUAAAUAAAUAAAUGAAUAAAUGAAUAAAUAAAUAAAUAAAUAAAUAAAUAAAUAAAUAAAUAAAUAAAUAAAUAAAUAAAUGACAAGCCAGUAACAGGGUGACACUGCUGAUUCCACCCUGCUUCACCUUAAUGCAGUUAACCCGUUGUAAUAUCUGUUGUGCUCUGCAGGUAAUGAAAUAACAAGCUAAAGGUGCAAUGAUGUAAAGCAAAUUAAUACACAUUAUUAUUAUUAUAUUAUUAUAUAUAAUGUAAUAAUGAAUAUGCCUUAUGAGGCCUGACAGGUUAUUCAACAGAUGUAGGGAAGUAAGGGAGAUUGGUUUGGUAAAUAUCACAGGCAGAACAUAGUGAGUGUUACAUCAGUGAGUGUUAAAUAUGCAUUUAUUUGUUUUAUUUCUCUUUGAGUGCUUGUGAGAGUGUUUAU
Anguilla rostrata (American eel) is the source of this 6804-nucleotide messenger RNA. Its product is annotated as ankyrin repeat and SOCS box protein 2-like. The transcript has 12 exons. NCBI's taxonomy places the organism in Eukaryota, Metazoa, Chordata, Actinopteri, Anguilliformes, Anguillidae. The record is from RefSeq and is a predicted model, not a curated record. Gene Ontology annotation, molecular function: ubiquitin-protein transferase activity; protein binding. Gene Ontology annotation, biological process: protein K6-linked ubiquitination; intracellular signal transduction; protein localization to ciliary inversin compartment. Gene Ontology annotation, cellular component: ciliary inversin compartment; BRCA1-BARD1 complex; BRCA1-A complex. The coding region runs from base 331 to 2424 and encodes 697 amino acids.